AUGAAGGGCGGCGAAGGUGCCCCGACUUCGAAAAUCCCUGAAGUUUGUGAAAAGUCGAUCAGUUCUGAUGCUGCUGAAUCUUGCAAAGGUACGGGGACUAAUUAUUUGUCAUCAUAUAAGGCUUUUUAUUUCCUUCCUGAAGAAAACAAGCAGCAAACGGAAGCAGAAUUAGAAAUAUGGCAGGAGAAACAGCAACGGGUCAAAUCACCUAUCAAUUUACUUUCAAACUCGACUCCUGUUCCUAUGGAAAUGCAAUCACUGCAGGGAGUAGAAAUUCAAAGUUGUGCUGUCUCCUCAAAAAAUGAAUUAUCGGAUGAAGAUUACGAUCCAUGUUCAAGACUUACCAAAAAUGUCUAUCAAGAAUCAGAAAAUAGAUCAUCGAAUAUACUCCCACCAGGUCGUGAAGGAGAAAUUAUUUCUACAGUGGUUGAUUAUGUAACUCAAGAUGCAAUCACAAAUCAAGUUAUUGAAUUUGCAGAACCUGAUUCAGUUGAGGCACAGCCACAGACGCAAAAAUGUGGGAGGACACGAAAGUCGGUGGUUGUUAAAUUUUUGUCUUCAAGUGGAGAUUUUGAUUGGGAGACGGAAGAAAUUCAGAAGAUUUCUGAUGUCUCGCUAACUCCAAAUGAUGCACCUACUCAAUCUGAGUUGAAUGCUGAGCACCAACCGAUUCAGCCACACAAACAUGAACAGUCGAGAAAAUCUGAUGGAUCACCUCCUUUCAACGAGGCUCAACACAUGGAGAGUGAAGAAGCCACUGCGCAGUCAUCACUGUGCCCAGGAGGACGUGGAAGAAAAAGGAAGUUGGCAGUGGUUAAACUUGAAACCCAAACAGACAUGGAAAUCACAACCACUGUCGUGUCUUCAAAACAUAGAAAACGUAGGAAUGCCCUAGUAUCCAAAUGCAAAAGAACCAAGAGGUCAAUUUUUACUGGCGCUAAACAGAAUCGUCUUUCAUUGUGCGAAUUAUCCGGAGUCUAUGAAUCUGACGGAGUCAGUUCUUGCUUUGCUUAUACCAUCAACAUUUGUUUGAAAGAUUUCGUUGUCACCAGUUUCAUUCCUCGUGAUCUCGAAGACGAGUGCCAUCCACCAGAUUCCCGCGGUACGAAACAGGUCAAGCACUGA
Messenger RNA from Rodentolepis nana, 1125 nucleotides. The record is from the annotation of a GenBank genome assembly. Lineage: Eukaryota; Metazoa; Platyhelminthes; Cestoda; Cyclophyllidea; Hymenolepididae.